AUGCGGCAGCCCGGCGGCGGCGAGCUGAUCAGGUGGGCAGGCAGCGGCUCCCGGGCGCGCGGCGAGGAAGGGGUUAAGCGGAGGGAGACACUCCGCCAAGGAGAAUUCAGAGCAGGUGGUCUCCGUCUGGGAGGGCGGCCCGCGGCCAAAGGGAUAGGCAGGCGCUGCCGCCGGUGCCGCCGUUUCGGGGCGCCAGGCAGUACAGGAGAGCCCAUCGCCGAGAGAAAAACUUUCCCCGGAUCUUUUUCUCUGCACGAGGAGGAGGAAGACGCAGGCACUGCCCACCCCCGGCUGGCGAGAAGCUGCCGCUGCAGCAGCAGCAGUGGAGGGGAGGGCUGAUUCUCGCGGGGAUCGCCGGCAUCCUGCAGGAGCAGGAGGCGGAGGAGGCGGCAGCGCGGCGCGGGAGCGGAGAGAUGCCCCUCGGGGUGUCUCCGCGGGGGAGUCCGGAGGCGCUUCUUCCCGCGCCGCCGCUCCGGCCUGAGCAAAAGUGAAGGAGGCGCGGCUGCUGCCGCAGCCCUCGGUCGGACUCGGCUUGGCGCCGGGGCUCCUCCGCCACAGGGAACGUGCCGCCCGCUUCUGCUGCGGAGAGCCGGGAAGUCUCUAUCUCUCUCCCCCCGCGCGCGUGUGUGUGGCGAGGCCGUGUUGCGUCGUGGAAAAAGAGAAGGCGGGCGGUGAUUGCGAGCCCCAGCUCCGGAUCUUGCUCGAGUAUCUUUCUGUGUAUGCACAUUUGGAACACACACAUCGGAUCCCUCGGAUCGACUCGUCACCUCUUCUCCGCCGCGCGCGCGCGCGCGCAAAAACACCCCGACAGAUCACGCCGCCAGCCGACGGCCGGGUCCUGGGAAGGCGCCCUGCCACAGGUAGCCGCGGCGGCCCCGCGCCUUCGCCGGCACGCUUGGAGGGAGAGCCGCGACGCGCGUCCACACCCGGAAUCGCGCGUGUCCCCCCUCCCCUUCCCCAAAAGGGUGCGGAAGCUUCUGGCUGAGGACCCCCGCCCCGCGCGCCCACUCCCGCCGCAUCGUGCGCCCCCCCCCCCCCCGUGCUCUUCCUCGCAUCCCAGGAUGAAUCGUCCUCCUCGCGCGCUGGGGAGGCCGGCGGAGCGAGCGGCGGCGCAGGCGAGGAGCCGAUCUGCUCCCGGGUGGGCUCUUCUGCAAGGAGGAGAGCGCGCCGCCGCGAGGGUUUCGCCUGACCAACGGCGCCCAAGUGCUCGCAGGAACGGGCGCAGCGCCUGCUGAAUCGCCGAGGAGCUGAAAGGCCCGGAGGAAGUCCAGGACCGAACUGCAGGGCGGUCGGGACUUGCGCCGGCACCCGGGAAAGGGGCGGCUCCCUCCGGCUGCGACCCCGGGGAUACUUUUCAAGCGACUCAGUGGGUGCCCGUCGGGUUCUGGAGCGCCCUCUUUCCCAGGACGAGCGGGGAGGCUGGAGUUUGGGAGAGAGCACGUGAAAAAGAAGACAUUUCUCUCCAUCGCCACCCCCCACCUCGGGAUCCUGUGAGAAAUAAGACUUAUGGCGCUUCUGGACUUCGGGAUGAGAAGCGCCGGAUCCUAAAAGGAGCUCGUCGGGGCCUCUGUAAAGUAGUAGUUUGAAUCUGCCCCCCCCCCUUCAGAAGCCUGAUGCUGCUACUGCCUGUCGCUUGGCUCUGCUGUGAAGGGAAUGCAGCUGUGCUCCAGGCACAGCUGGAGCCCCUCUGUGCCAGGAAAACACCCCCCUGGUAGUUGGAUUGUGUGAACGUCUGGAUUUAGGGGGCGGAGAGGGGGCACCACCCUCUUUGGCCCAUCUGCUGGCCCAUCUGGGAAAACCUCUAUAAGGAUGCUGGCCGGAUGGAGAGAGCUGUCUACAGGGAUAAGUGCUACACUUUGUUGCCUCCUCUUCUUCUGGCUCCUGUAUUCUCAUCCACCCAAGGAAGGUACGUUCGUGCCUGUUUCAUACACCACUUCGCCACUUCACCUUAUGGCCUUUGCAGAGAGGGCAGGGAAGGAGCUUCCCUUAUUCUGCCUUCAAGGCUAUGCACAAAUCGGAACCCUGCGGUGAGGCUGGGGUAAUCUAAAUAGGGACCAUUGCCGCUGUCUAAGGUCCUGAGGGUUAUCCUGGGGUUGCUUGGCGAUGAGAACAUGUUAAAACAAAUCUAAAUGCCUGCCCAUUUGGCCAUGAUCACCCCUCCUUUAUUUAGGUUGGAAAGAGCAAGCAGAACCAGAAAGGCACAUAGGGAUUUGGACAGAAAGGCCUUUCAGGCACCCAAGACUCCUCGGAUUUUAUAAAAGCACCUGGUAAGCUUCAGGCCAGUUGGUAUGUUGAAGCAGGGAAGAUGUAGGCCACCCCACCUACCCACCCUGGCAGAAUUGCUUUAAGCACAUUACAUAUUCCACUCCCUCCCCCCCCCCAAAAAAAAACCCCAGCCCAAGUAUGGGCAUAGAAAACAAAAGCAAGCAAUUGGAAGCUAGCUGAAAUGCUGUGCCAUAGUGGCACCCAGGUUAUCCAAGGGACACGGCCUGGGUUACCUUUUCACAGAUGAGUUAGAGAGUCCUUUCAAAUUAAAAUCAGGGCUCAAGACUCCAAGAACACAUUUGGUCAUUCUACUAACCUCUCCUUUUAUAAAAGGCUACAAAGGCAAGAAUGAGGAACUGUUGACCUCACUUCCAACCCAUCCCAGGUUUUCCUUCCCUGGUUUCUGUGGGUCAUUUAAAGAAUUUAAAUUUCAAAGGCAUAAGACACAAUCUAUACAUUUCCUACAGUUUUUCCAUACAGGAGGCAGCAGGGUUGAAUAAAAGAGCAAACUGCGAAUUUUAAGGCUUUACUUCUGUGCAAAGUUGUGUGGGAAGAAGGCCCACUGAAUAAUGAGGGCCUUCAAGCCGAAAUUUGUAAGCUCAGUCAAGCUACAUGUGCAAUAACAAUCCUCCUGGAAGGAGAUUUAAGUAGCAAAUUUCUCAUAUCUGUAAACUGCUUUGAGGUGGUUUUUUGUUUUUUUUACAAUUGAGCAGUUUAUAAAUUUUAUGAAAUAAUAAAAUAAAUAUCUAAGAAGGAUUCAGAACUUGAAGAGCCAAUGACCAGGGCAGAAGAAUGGUGGUUCUAGCCAGGAGAGAGACAUUUGCACUUGACAAACACACACAAAAGGGAAACCUUCAUGAAAGUAGAAAUCUGGAGGACUUCAGGAAGGCUGUUUAAAUCUUUAUCUGAGGCUGCAACCUUUUAUACCAGGGAUGGGGAACCUGUGGCCCUUUAGUUGUUGGAAUAUCAACUCUCAUUAUCCCUGAUAUUUGGCCAUGCAACAACUUUUGGAAGGCCCAGUGUUUCCCAUUGCAGCUCUAGAUGCACAAAUCUGGGAGUAAGUCCCACUUAGUUCAGUGGACUCUUUUCUGAAGAUCUGCGCAUGGGCAUGCACAAUGGGCUGGAUUCAACUCAGUGGCCCUCCCGAGCAGAAACUUCCUCUAGCACAAUCCGACUUUCCACUCCUCCUCAUGGAUGCCUCCUGUGACCCUCCCCAAAAUGGUUUGAGGCAGGAGAACCCCCAGAACAGGGAAAGGAGAAGGCAGAUCAUUCCACGAAGCAAGCAGAAAUGUUUUCACUAAUGGAGCCAUCUGCCUAGGGCUGCACUGAAUUCCUCCCUGUGACUUCACAUUCUCUCUGCAUCAAACUCAUUUUCUGUGCCCACCUUGUUUAAUGGGGGCAGUUCAUGGCUGCUGUGUUGCUCUUAGCACACUGAGUAAUCUCCCACUGACCCUUUCUAGUGGGCUGAACAAUUUUGCGUAGCAAACCUUUACUGGAAGGGCUCAGGUCUGUUGGCUGCUAGCUACUUUGAGCAGUACUGCUGUGGGUGGCAAGUGACAUGACCAUGUUUACUGCAUGGAGUUUGAAGAUUGAUUUAAUCUGAUACUUGCAGUCCAGUUGGAGAAAGUUUUAAAAUUUAGGCCGAGUAGCCCAAGUAGCAAGCCUUGCAUGGGAGAGAAAGCACCUCAGUCAAAGGAAGAGGGGUUUUUUUUUGCACUGUUGGUUUUGAUUUAGACAUUUGAUUUAGACAUUGGCUUAUUUCUAGGAUUCCAUUUCACUUUCACGAUUAAGUACUUCAACAUGCUCAACAUGCACUUAAUUGAGAUGCUUUUGGAGAGAGAAGGAGAUGAACAGAGAAAGGAGCUUCUUUGUGUAGAAAACACUAAGGCAUAGGGAUAUGUGACCUUCAGGACAUGCUAUCUUAAUAUAUCAACCCAGUUUCAUUGAUAUUUGGUUGCUGAGAUGCAUCAUGGAGCUUGAUCAGGUGAUGGGAAAAGCUUCUGCUUGAGCCCAUAGGGAGCCAAUGCCAAUUGCAGUAGACAAUACUAGACCGGCAAAUGGUCUGGUCUCCUUUAAGAUCAGGUUCCAAUCCUGUCACUAGCUUUCACUUGUGAUACUGAACACAUUACUUUGCCACAACUGGGUCUCUUUCUGCAGCCUAAACGCAGUGACCCUCAAACUUGCCAUUCUUAUCUUUCAGCAGAGCUUAUUUUUUUCUGGUCCUAAGACUCUUCAGUCACAGGUAGCCAAUGUGGUACUACCCCCUACUUUAAGCAAAAACUACCAGUGGGGAAAGGAAGGAGGUCUGUGAUGAGUGAGGUCUCCUUGAAAGUCCCAGAGUCCAUUAAAUUUGCAGUUUUGGUCCUGAAAGAGAUUAUUUUCCAAAGGCAAGAGCCACCUAGGCCUGUGUGUGGUUGGGUUGUUAAUGAGAAACUAGUUGCUAUGAUUUUCUGCACUCAAGAGAAUAAUAUAUCACCUCUUUGACUUCCCAGCCCACUUGAUUUGGUAUUUGUUUACAGAAGAGUGCCCUGGAGGCAACUGGUUUCUAAAACUCUUUACAAGGCGCAAGCCCACAACUUUGGGAGAGGAAGACAAAUGCUUUGUUCAUUUGGCUGUCCUCUCCACCCCCCCAUGGGGAAAAGACCCACCCAUGUUCACCAUUAAUAACUCUGUGGUUCAGUUUUGGUUCGCUCAGGGUCCCAUUUUCAGAUGAUAGCUUCUAAGGGGAGUUCAGUUUUCCAGGUUGGCAGACAUCUACCAGAAGAGGAACCCAAUGUCUUUCUAUUUUUUAUUUUCAUUUUGACUUACCACAGAAAAUCCUAGCCAUGUUUGUGUCUGAAACACUCCACAUGAAGCACCACUGAGUGGUGAAUAGGAAUUACACAAGGAGUAGACUAUUAGAAGCAGUUGGCAAUUUGCAUGGGUAGCUGCUAACCAACAUUUCCUGGGUUCCCCCCCCCUCCUGUGUGUGCAAGAUCCACUGAGCCCUGUUAAGUAACUGAUUUGUUGCCCUUGGUUUUCCCCAACUUCCUUUCCCCCAGUUUAUGCUGUGUAACAAAUAGCUCUGCAAGCCCAGAAGCUGCAGAAGAAAUCCUGUGCUGAUGUUUGCUCACCCAGAAACAUAAAGAGCACUGUCAGCGUAAACGUUCCACCGAGAGCUCCCAAGACAGGCCUCCUGCAAACCAGGAUGUCAGGGGCACUUUGCAGAUCCAUGUGGAUCCAUAAAUAAUGUCACAAUUAGCAACUGAAACCAAACAUUUAUGCAAUAAUUCAGUUGAUGCAGCCUCAGCCAGUCGAGCAGGAGCUAUGAGUUCAGUGCUGAUCACAGGCAUGCAAGAGGCAAGACACUGCCAAAUUAUCAGCCUCCAUGCCAGAGCCCUAGGUGUGUUAUAGGCCACAAGGCUGGUUGCUGCACAGCUUUUUUCACUGGACAGUUUGUAAAGCAGCUAAGGUGGAGAUUGCUUGCAGUUCAUUGCUAUGCCUCCAUGGCAAGGAAAACCAAGUGCUGGGAUGUGUGAGUGUGUGUACAUAUCACACACACCCCAAACAGACUUGCUUUUAGAUGUGCUGUAUAGCGAAAAUUCUAAGAAGAAUCUCAUAAAUCCAAAACUAGCUAUGUGAUUUUUGCCUGGAAUUCAGCAAUAAAUAAAACAGAUGGAAGCAGCAUUGAUCCAUAAGAAAGAUUCUGAAAUCCACAGUUGGGCAAUAGCUUUAGGCGGACCGAGGAAAACGUCACAAAACAGAGCAAGUGUUUUGAGUUCUUCAGAACUCUUCGUUGGCUGGAUGUUAAGCAAAAUGGGCAGAAGAGUAAAAGCAAUAAGGAACCCAACUGGCUCAAUGUUGUAGUUGUAAAGUCUGCAUUUAGACUCAGUGGCAAGCUGAAGAUUGUGGACUGUAUUACAUCCCAUAUAAAACAGUAUCACAGCACUUUAAACAGGGAUGGCUUCUCACAAAAAAUCCUGAGAAUUAUCAUUUUUUAAGUGUGCUGAGAGACCCCUAUUCCUCUCACAGAGUUACCAUUCGCAGAGCGGUUUCUCCAGCAGUCCCUUUUCCCAGGGAACUCUGGGAAAUUAUAGGUCUGUGAAGAGAAUAAGGGGACUCCUAACAACUCUCAGCACCCUUAACAAACUGCAAUUCCCAGGAUGCUUUGGGUGAAGCCAUGGCUGUUUAAAGUGGAAUGAUACUGCUUUAAAUGUAUAGUGCAGAUUGGGCUUUACCUGCUAGGUCAUGAGUGGGGAACUGGAUCUGGCGGGUGGGCUAGAUCCUUCCUUGCUCCCUAUGACCCUUCUAUGACCGGUGGGCAGGGCCACCCAACUGUCAGUCACCUGACCUCACUAUUAUGCCAGGUAUCAAGUUGAAAGGGCCUUGUUGUUGAUGGACGUCAGAGGCACUGUCAUUCAGUACCUCUCGAUUGAUGGGUGCUGAUUUGUGAAGUCCCUGAGUGGUUUCAAUACAAACCUCUUGCAAACAGGCUUCAAAGUACAGUCGUACAUCGGAAGUCUAACACAAUCCGUUCCAGAAGUCUGUUCGACUUCCAAAAUGUUCGACUUCCAAAAUGCAGCUUCUGAUUGGCUGCAGGAAGCGCCUGCAGCCAAUCGGAAGCUGCAGAAGCCCUGUUGGACGUUCGGCUUCCAAAAGAACGUUUGAAAACCGGAACAACAACUUCUAGUUUUUGGUCAUUUGGGAGACAAAAUGUUCGACCCCAAGGCAUUCGGGAGCAGAGGUACGACUGUAAUGGCAGCCAGUCAUGCAUUUACCUCCCUUACACCUGAUGUCACGUAAGAUGACAGGCAAGUGGGCACUGUUUGGGGAAAAUGGCUUUGUGGGCCAAAUUAGGACCCCUUCUGGGCCUCAUUAGGCAUGUGGACAGAAAGUGUUUCACUCCUGUUUUAGGCUAAACUUAAUAUACUGUGACAAAGAAUCAACGGCUUUGGAAACAAAAUCAGGAAGAGUGACAAUGACUGCUCAUUUCCCUCUAAUACAGUCUUGUUCAAUAUGUGCCAUGGUUGUGUUUUUCAGGGCUUUUGAAAGUGUGCAAGACCAGGAAUGCCUCCAUUGCAAAAGAGGUUUGCUCUCGUAAAGUGAAAUGUAUGCUGUGUAAAUGCUUAACUCUGCUCCAGUUUCAGUCAAGACUAAAGUUUGUUAGUUUAUUUCAGGAAUUUAUCCCCCACAUUUCAGUAGCUGUCUCGAAGCAGCUCAUGUACAAUGAGUAACAUGGAAAACGUGUAUUGAAACAUCAGAAAAUGGCAACAUUAGAACAAUAUUCAUAGUACAAAGGUCUCCUGAAAUAAAACCAUUUUAACCCAGCUUUUGAAACUUAAGCAGGGAUGGUGCCUGCCUGAUUUCUAAUGGGAGGGAAUUCCACAGAUGUGAAAUUUAGAAGAAGAAAAAAGCAGAAAGUUCCAGUAGAAUUGUCGUACGUACAUGACAAACUACACAGGGAUUUAAUGUCGUUUCAGCAUGGUGCGGCAAUGUGUGAAUUAAAGCUCCUGCUUAAUGCCUUUUUGCUUUGAGCAAACCAUACUUCAUAUGUUGUUCGAGCUUCUCUUUGAUCAGCCAAAUAGGUGGUGGGUGGAGAGAUGCCAAUAAAAUCUCUGAGUCAAGUGUAGACCCAAAGCUAAAAUUUGCUAUUUUUGGCUUGCCAUUUUACCCAAGGGAGAUAAUAAAUAUUUCAUGCUUGCUUUAGAUGAGUUGCAUGAGGGUUUGUGAGUCCAGUUUAAUGCCAUACUCUGCAGAUGCAGAGAGAUAUACACAAGUGCUAACUGUUGAUUAUGCUUACAAAUAGGGAAAAAAUAUAUAUCCAGAGAUGGAGAAAUGCAGCUUCCCUUUCCCCCAGAGCUAGCACAGAGGAGGAAAACCAUGAAAAGAGAUAUUAUUCCCUUCACCUCUAUAAAGGAUCAAGGCUUGUUUUUGUGGCCAAUAUGAGAUCUGAACCAGGGCCUCGGAAACUCUUAACCUCUUUAUCAAAUCAGUACUAAACUAGUAUUGAAACUCUGCAAAGCAUCUUCCAUAAAAUGAGCAGUUCUCCACUUUCAGUUCUCCACUUUCAUUAUAGAUUAAGUAAAGGGUGGGCAGACUUUAGGUUUGUGGGAUCUGAUUUUUUUUUUUAAUAGACCCCGAAAGCUGUCCACCAAUCAGAGCCAGGUGCAAAUUACCAGGAAGGUGGAGCCAGCUACAAAAGGGUGGCUCAGGCAGUGGAGCCAGUGACCUAUUGCCUCCCCAUGAGCCAUCCAGUGGGAUGAUCCAUGUGUCGAAGUCUGCAUCUGAAAUACUACAGAUCAGGGAUUCCUAACAACCUAAUAGGGGGGAGUCUUUUUGUUCCUUCUAUUAUUAAACAGCUGGAAGCCAGAAAACCUUGAUCUGCCUCAAAAUGGCAAAUAAUCUAGCAGAGCCCAUCACUUGAAGCCUAUGUGGUGGGACAGAACCUGACUUCUACUUUCCUGGAGGGUAGGUAAGGUUGGGCCUGCAGGUUGCAUUGAUGGGAGCCAAUCCAGCAGUCCUGAUGAUGCAACCCUGUUGCUUAACCUCACCACCACCCCAGCCAGGUAGGCAGCAGUAACACCUGUUGCCCACCGCUGCUUUAGAUGAUCUGUUACUCUCUUUGGGGGCUCACGUGUGAUGUGGCUGAGGGUUGGUGCAUUAAGGCUCCUUUAGGACAAAGGGAUGCUAUAGAUCAUUUUCAGAUCCCUUCCAGUCCCACGAUGCCAAAUCAAUUCAUGUGAAGAUAAAGAAGGAUGUAAAAAUGAAAUGCAUUAGUAGAGCGAUGGUGCUGAGACUCUGAGGUGACAAAGCAUUCUAUUGAUAUUAAGCAAAUUGGGAGAAAAGAGCGUUCAGCAAUUAGCGUACCCAGAAAACUAGGGAACCUUGUGUUAAAAAGCAACCAUUUUUAUUCCAGAAAGAAUUAGCUUGGAAUAAAUUGUACCGUCUGUUUCUACUUUUGCAAUCACUGACAUGGAUGAUAAUUGCCUUUCUACACUUUAGGGCAUAUUUCUGAGAUCACAGAACAUGGCAGCUAUCCCUUAAUGUGCUUUAAUCACCUCUUUGCUCAGGCAGUUAAAGAAGUUGAAGCGUUUCCCCCUCUUUCUUCCUUCCAAUCAAUAUUUUCCAGAGCGGUGCCUUUCCCCCUGUUUUAUUUCCAUUUUGAUUUGUCCCUCCUCUCCCAUUGUCCCUCUUUCCCCCCUCCUCCCCCCUUCCUUUUCUUGAUUAUAAUACAUGCCAGGGACAAAUUCACUACUUCAUGGAUGAAGAACCUCAGGCCCACAUGCAGCUCUCCACACUUAGUUACCUGGCCUCUGAGAUUCUUCCCAGGCCACAUGCCCUCUUCAGCCACACCCCUCACCAGCCCUGCCAUACACACUCCAUGAGUGUUUCUGCCAGGCAGAGCUCUUACCUUCCUUGCCUGGACUGAUGAUGGAUAGAGAUGCAUAUGUGUCAAGAAACAGGUCCACGGUACAAAGGUAAAACUAGCAUUUAUUGAUGCGUCUACUUUUGCCUGUCACCCUGCCCACCACUGGCCCCCUGGAAGGCUGUCCAGAAGACAAUCUGGCCCUUAGGCCAAUCUAACCUCACCCCUGCACUGCUUGAAAGAUAGCAGAUAGCAGGCUGGGGUUCCUAAUCACAAGUAAACGUACUUUCCUGUAGGCAUGCCUCCUUGUUGCUUCAAGUGGCAGUCUUAAAGGGGGCAGCAUUCCUUGCAAUGCCUGCAUAGAUAUUGCAGGACACAUUGCUGGUAGCUGAAGCAGCUUGCCAAGCGGGGCAGGGCUGCAACAGUAGCCUCCUGGCAGCAGCAUGGCUGGGAGGCAGAGUGAGACCAGGGCUGUCUGGAUGAAGUGGUGUAGCCAACCCAGUGCUCCUGCUGGCAAGCCUACCUCAUUCACAAUUUUACGAACAGUACGCAGACUGAAACUCGGCCAUCCUUCAAAAUUCGCACUUCUUCAGAUUUUGCCAGGCUGUUCUCCAGCCAAGUAAGGUGUACAAAAAAAGAGAGUAUGCAUUAGAAUGAAGUGUGGAUAAAAAUGCAUGCAUAUGUGAAAAUAGCAUACAAAAAUUAUAAUGUCAGGAAAAAAUAUGUGCAUUGCAAGGCAAAUUUGCCUACAUACAUUAGAAUUUUGCACUGAAAUUGCUCUGAAAUUGCUGCAUUCUCAUGAGGACUUGUUUUUAAAAGAUUAUUCAGAAACUGAUGCAGGAAUAUGAGGAACUGAAUGUGGAAAAACUGGAAACUGGAGGAAAACAAACCCUGAAAUUGACAGAUUUCCCCAUCUCUAUCAAGGGGACUCUCCAGCACCUGUUUGAAAAGUUGCUUACAAGCAAACUUGUAAGACGUGAUGGGCAGGUGCAGACUCCUUAAGACUGUGGGAUGUCUACUGUGGGUUCAUGACUGGCUGCAAUACCUGGCACAUACCCACUCUGCAAUCAGGAGCCUGUGUUUUGUUCAUCACACUUUACAUUCAGUUGGGCUGUGAGAAACACAACCGCUGUGUGAAACGGCUCCCUCAGCCACAUUGGGUCACGGAAACAUCCCAAUGUGAGUAACUUGUGGCACUUGGAUAUGCUGACGAUAAGGAGUUAUUUAAAGCAAAGUUACUACGAGUCUGUUCCUUGCUGAUGUCAGUAGCACUGAGCAAGCCAGGCAGGAUCAGUCCCCAAGUCAUCAUAAGCAGGAAAAGGUAUAACAGAGCAUGCAGCAAGGUAAAUCAUACCCAGUGAAUGCAGUUCUAAUAGAAACGUCUCAGCCGCUCACAUCUACUUAUUCAGAUAACAAAUAACUCUCUCUAGGAGAGAGAGAGAACAGGGAGCUGGAGAUUGAAUGUAUAUAUUACAGUCCAAAUAAAUAUGAAAAGGCUGUUGCAUGUGCCGGUAUAAAUCCCGGUGAUCGCAUGCACUUCCGUCACAUGAAUGCCACUGAAGAAGAUGUGAGGAAAUGAGAAAGUGGUGUUGCCCAUCUAAUAGGGAAGCAAAGGGGCUUUAGAACUUAUUCAAAGGGGCAGGCUAUAGAUACAGAUAUGUGGAGAUACAUAUCUUGAGUAUAUUAUACUCAAGGCUCAGAAAGUAAAAGGAAUUUGGACAGACGGUAACACAAGAAGUAACAAUAAGGGGCUUAUGAGCCAGCAGGCCCAGUAUUUGUAGAUCUGCAUUCUGCUUCCCUGCUCUGGAUAACAGCUGAUAGCGCAGCAAGAAGCGUAUAUAGAGAUCGAAGGAAAUGGUUGGAACAUGCUGUUAUCAGGGUGGCCAGGCAGGCAGGUGGGAAGGCCAGCCUGCCGGCCUGCCCAGGUAGAUAGGUGGCAAAGACAAAGUGGAAUCCAUAGGAGCAAUCUCUUGCAUGCUUGCUACACAAGCAGCGAGUCUGUGUGGGGCCAACCCAUUUAAAUGGGAAAAGGUGAAUGUGAGGGUGUUUUGCUGCUGCCCAGCCCCUGCGUGGCAUUCCCCGAGCUGAAAAGUGGAGAGAGGAGCAAAAGGGCUUUGGGAAGCCCCGUGCUGGCUAGAGGUGGCUCUCCAGGUAAAACACUUGGGUGCAUGGCUGGCAGUAGUCCCUGCUUUGAGAUCUCAAGCACUUUACAGCAUUUGUAAAGGAGAUAAAACCUUCUGUUGAAUGUCCGGGUUCAGCUUCUCAUCUGAAUUUCACCCCCUGGACUGUUGGCUCGUCGUUUCAGCCUCGUAUAUAGUGUAAAAAAAAAAAAAGUGUGAUUCUUCCAAACUUCCAGAUUCCAUCCCCAGGGGGACUAGUGAGAGGAGGAAUGGAUUCAGCAUGUUGAGAAUCUAGUGGCAGGCCACAAAGCUUAGCUAUGCAAAAUGGCUGAAUUUGGUCCAGUGACUUGGGACAUUGCUAGCUAUCCUAUGGAGAUAGGCUGGGUUCCUCUCAGCAUCAGGGUAACCAGGCUGCUGGAACUGUACAGGCCUGGUGUAUUUUUUUUAAAAACAAACAAACAAUUUUUUAUUGGUUUCUAAAAAAAAAUACAAGAACCAUUUGUAAACACUUAUCCAGCAGUACAUCUAAUGGUGUUCAUUCUGUCCAUUGGCUCUAGACGUAAACAUAUUCAACAUUGAAACAUAAUGCUUAACAUAACCUCUUCAUUGAAAAUAUUGAGUGACUGGUAUAACAAAGUCUUUGGUCAUUAACAUACUUAAAGAAAGGGAUUCACAUUUCUUGGAAGGUGUCUCUAUCCUUGGCAUGAUUUUUAUCCUCUUGGCUGAUUGCCAAAACUAGAAGAUGCAAAACCAGUAGAAUCAUUUUUGUUUUCAGUGAAAAAAAGUGUACACAUAUGCACAAAAGUGUUUCAUGGGGAGUGGUUGCAUUUGAAAUGUAGUGUGUGUGUGUGUGUGUGCAUACUCAAUUGGCGCUGAGUCGUUUUAGGCUGCCUCUUUAACCCAAGAGGCCUGACUCCUCGUUUCCUGCUCUGGCAAACAGGCUGCGUGCUUCUCCUGUUCUGCUGGGAUUAAGUCUGUCUCAUUUCCCAAUCUCUCACUGCAGGAAAGGAGCUGGAGGUGGGGACGUGUGAAAUCACAGCAUUGGACAGAGAUAUGAGCCAUCCCAAGAGGAUGAUCGCCAGGCAGACAGCGCGGUGUGCUUGUCGGAGGGGUCAAGUGGCUGGAACAACGAAAGCAAAACCUGCAUGUGUGGAUGGUAAGAGAGCAAGGUCUCCUUCUCCCUCAGUUGAUUGUUCCAAAUAUCUGUGGAUCAGGUCCAACAAGGAAUAAGAACAUCUUUAAACGUGGAGAGAAAUGUUGAGGCUUCUUGGUGCUCUCCUACUGAUAUACAUCACAGUCUCUGUGAACUCUCCAAUGCUAUCAGGGACUGCUGUCUUUCCCCCCACUCUAAAUCUAUAGGUCUCUGCCAGGGGUGCUGAAACUAACCAGCUGAGGUUUUUCUAGUCAAAACUAAGAUCCAAUAGAGUUAUAAAAAGAAUAAAGUUAUUACAUUCAGUUUUGGUGAGGAACCUCAAGCCUGGGGGACAAAUGUGGCCCCCAAGCCUCUCUGUCUGGCCUCAGGGACUCUUCCUAGGCCACAACCCAUCACCAACCACAUCUCCUACUGACCUUGCUUUGCAACCCCCUUGAGUGUUUUUGCCUGGCUGGAAUGUGUCCUUGAUAAUGCCUCAUGCUUCCCACUUUUGCCUUUGGCCCCACCCACAACUAGCCUGCUGCCUCAGGAAAGUUGCCCAGAAGGGAAAGUGGGUCUCAGGCUGGAAAAGGCUCCUCACCCUUGGGUUUGGACUGAUGUGCAGUGCCGCUCCAUCUGCGUGCUUCAAGAGCCCCCUCUCACUCUGAGGAGAUACAUAAGCCCUCUUCUGAUAAGCAUGUUGUUGUAAAGCAGUUAUCGGUGCUUAGCAUUUCUAGGUGCCCGCCUGAAGAGGAAGCCCAUCUCUUUAAAAGCUCUGCAACUAAAGAAGAGUGUGCAGCUUCUCUGCUUCUCAUUCUGUUGCUCCGCUUGUUCACUGUUCCCUUCUUUUCCAUCCCCCACUAGCAGAGUUUGGAUUUGAUAUCCCGCUUUAUCACUACCCGAAGGAGUCUCAAAGCAGCUAACAUUCUCCUUUUCCCUUCCUCCCCCACAACAAACACUCUGUGAGGUGAGUGAGGCUGAGAGACUUCAGAGAAGUGUGACUAGCCCAAGGUCACCCAGCAGCUGCAUGUGGAGGAGCGGAGACUCGAACCCGGUUCACCAGAUUACGAGUCUAACACUCUUAACCACUACACCACACUGGCUAGGUAACCUUGUGGGCUGUGUGCUAUAGCGGGUGGGAUAUCAGAUUGUUUGAGCGGUUGCACUGCUUCUUCUUCUCUGCUGUGAGCAUCUGAGGAGACAGAGGCAAUCUCUGGGAGAAGGGCAACUCACUAUCUGUGUGGAGGCUUUAUUGUGACUUAAAACACUGGACAACAAAAGUUCCGAAGGAGAGAGUAAGAGAGAGGGGAGCAGAGUUUAUCCACACUUACCUUUUGCCCUGCCCUUUCCAGGCGGAAGUCUGCACCUUAAGGCUCUGUGCUGAGCAAACAUCAACUUGGAUUGAAGUUUGCUCCAAUUGAGCUUUAAAGAGUGGGUUUCCAUGGGGAAAGCUCUGGAGCAAAAAGAAAAGAAAAGAAGAAAGGGUGUGUGUGCUUGGACACAGAGCUUUAAAUUGCAGGCUGUGCCUAGAAACUAGAAAGAGCAGAGGAAAGGUAAAUGUGGAUAAGCUGGGAGAGGGAGAGGGAAAGAAAGAGAGAGAGAGAGAGAGAGAGAGAGAGAGAGAGAGAGAGAGAGAAUAGGACCUAGUGGGCAGGUCCUGAGAAUACACUUGCUGUUGCUGAUAUCCAUUAAGUAGAGUGAUCAGGAAAGCUUUGGCCUGUCUGGGGAGAAACAAGAAAACCUCAGGGAAAUAGCCAUGUGUUUCGGAUUCUGAGACUGAGGGUAACCUGGUCUUGAGCUGCAUGGAAAUGGUUUGGCUCCACAAAAUCAUUACUUUCCCAUUCUAGGAAUCUACUUGAUCAUAUUUUGGGAGCUACUGUGUAAAAACAAAACAAAAAUGCACUGGAUUCUCUCUUGGACCUUAAGGCCUUACAAGAAGCUUCCCUGAGGCUUUGGCGUGUGGGCAUGUGUUACCUUGUGUUGUAAUGUCCUGAGAUUGUGCAACAGUGACAUGCUACCUAGUGUUGCUAUGUGUGUGUGGGAAGGUGUCCCCCGCCUGUGGGUGGGUGUUUGGUACAUGUGGCGAAUAUGAGGCUAUUCUGAGCUCACAGGUGGCCUGUUUUCUCACGUUAGGGGGUGUUAUGACCACAUCAUAAAGCUUCAUAGAUUUGAUCCACUCUCCCCUUUCCCCUUCCCUCUUCCUUUGCUUUCAUUUCCACUCUGUUCCCCCCUUUUCCUCUUCCAGUACUCCGUUUCAAAGGGCCUUUCUCUGUGAUGAGAAAAAUAUGUCUUAACAGUGCCACGUUAUGUGUGCUUAUAUAGAAGUAAACCUCACUCUAUUUAAGUAAGUAGUUAGUAUGUGCAGGCGUGCUCACCUGUUUUGUGGAAUCCCACUCCCAUGAAAUGGAGGGGGUGGUCUCGCUGGUGGGGAGAAAACAGACUCAUUUAGGAGGGCAGUUGGUUAACUGCAUCUUUAUUGUGGUGCAGUGUAGCACAAUGGUUAGAGUGUUGGACUGCAACAUGCGAGAGCAGCACUUGAAUCCCCACUCAGUCAUGAAGCUCAUGUGUCAUAAUCUCUCCCCCAAACAGCAAUGUGGGGAGGAUAAAAAUAGAGAGGGAACACCCCUUUGAGCUCCUUGGAGAAAAGGUGCGAUAUAAAUAUAAAAAUAAGUAAAGAAUUGCACUAUGAAAUUGACAUAUGAAAAAGCCCAAAUCUCACAUUUUAUCCAUGGUUCUUGUUAAACCUGUGCUUAAUUUUUGUCCCUUUCUGCCUCUCUCUCUCCAUACUUUCCUUCCUCCUUACCUCCCUGGCUACGUUCGGCAGCCCAGAUCAUUGUCAACAAACAGUGGUGCGGAAUGGAGCCUUGCGAUGACGGGGAGCAGUGCACUUUGUUAAUAAACCGUUCAGGCUGGAGCUGCACUCGGCAACUGGGGCGAAUAAAGACAGUCACGGUAAGCAAACUGCUGAGCAAAAACAACUUCCUCUUUUGGGGACUGAGCUGUGGGAAGGGAGGGAGGGAAGGAGGGAGGAAGUUGCCCAUAGCAGGGGCAGGAUUCUUGCUAGAGGGCAUCUUGUGAAAAGAGAGAAGCAGCUUGUGAGCCAAGAAACUUCUUUUCGGCCCAUGGCAGAUCUGUACUGGCUGCAGCAACCGUGUUCUGCCUAGAGCAAUUCUGUAGGUACCAGCUGUGCAGAAAUACCACAAGGCGAGGUCUGUUCCUGUUCCUUGUAUCCAGACCCUGUGGUGUAGCCCUUUUCUGUCAUUCUCAGAUUGCAUGGAGAAUAGGGAUGUAAUCUGAUUCUUGGUACCAAGGUAUGGGGAAAUCCUGCAAGCAAGACAACAAGCCAGUUAGAGGCUUGGUCAGCUCAUAGGAAAUUUCACCAGCAUCCCUGGUAGGGAAUAAAUAGUGGAGGGGAUAUUGGACUGGCCUGCCCCCAACAUCUCCUUUCCUUCCCACCAGUGGCGUAGCGUGGGUUGUCAGCACCCGGGGCAAGGCAAGUAAUCCCCUGCACCCCCCACGCUAUGCCACUGCUUCCCACAUUGUCUGAAGGAAGACUACAUAUGUGUCUGGCUGAAGAUGCUCAGAAGGUUUCUGUGAUCCAGAACCAUGCCCAGCCAGGGUUCCCAGCCACAAGGAGGGUUUAUAAGCACAUCCUGGCAAACAGAUGAAGAAUCUCCAUCCAUCUUGUCUUGGGUGUGGCUGGCAGGGACGGGAUGUCAGAGGCGAGGCUGGGGUGCAUUUAUUCCCACCUGCAUUCUUUGAACCAGUUCAAAAAUGGGAUGUGGCCUACCAUCUAGAUUUUUGAGAAUAUUAGCCUUCAAAACACCAUAUCCAGAGGGCUCUUUUGGAGGGAGGGGGUCACUAUAUGCGCCAUCACAGUGGAGCAAGGGAGGAAAUGCUGAGAAGCAGAGGAUGCCUGAAGCGACGCUCAGCUUUGGCAGAAUAUGCGGUGCCGUUUCUUCCCGUUUAUCCUGUGAGCACAGGGAGGCAUCGCCUGCCCCUUCUGCCUGUGGGGAAUCAGCCUUGCUAAUAGAGUUGGUACAUGGGCCACGCACGAGGGCUUUGCCAGCUAUUAAUAUAACUCACUUGCAGGGACCCACAUCAAGCAAUUUGUUUUGUUGAGUUCACCGCAGGCGCAGGAGGGAUCGUGCUCUCUGAGGGCCUUUUAAAACGACUGCUGCCUAGACAGGUAGAGAUGGAUUUGGGUGGAUCUUAAACAAAGCUCUUGGCGGUGCAGAGAGGGAGUAAUAAGGCCUGCAAAACAAAGGAGCUCCAUUUUUUCCUCCAUACAAGUUGACAGCAGAAUAGUAAGAGUCCCGGAUUACUGCCUUGGCUUUGUGCUGGGUGUGCUGCAGUGUGGCUUCAGCAAAAAUGAAUGUGCAUCAUAGUUAAAGCUGGUUCUUCUUUAUUCCUAAGGGAAACUCCAGCCACUCUCCCUCUGUUCAGUUUGCCAGACUUCAGCCCAUGCUUUAGAGUGCUUUAAGGCACCUCCCAUGCUGUUGCUUUCCUGGUCUCUCUCAUUAAUCUCCUUCUCCGCCUGCUGGUCUAACAGGUGGGGGAAGAAGAUGAAAGAAGGAGCGGGCUGUGAGUGCAACUGCUGCAUCCCUCCUUCCACCUGUCUGUGUUUUAUGGUGGCUGUUCCUCCUAUUGCCCAUGUUCAGACUGCGAGUGCUGUUCUGAAUGUAGCUGCAAUGGGACCAGUCAUACACAAGAGGGAAAGAAUAAACAGGUUCAGGGGAAUAGCAGAGUUCGCAGAUGUGCAAAAAACAUGGGAGGGGGGGCCUUAAGUGUGAAGGGCAUUCCCCCACCCCAAAAACCUAAUGAAGACUAAGCAUGCUAAGGUUGUGGAAGAAUGACUGACCAUUAGCAGGGGGGGGUGAAGGGAGGGGCAGCCAAUGGAAAACCAUGUGGGAUGGGAGUGGAAAAAGAAUGGAGUAUGAGGAGGAGGCCAUGACUGAAAUGUGGAAAAGAUUAUUCUGCACAGCAGUAUCCUGUUGUAGGUCCCAUUGCGGUGGGUGUUAGGAUUUUGUGUUGCCAUUGCUUCAAGAUGCAUAGGGUGGCAUCCAUGUCUUGCUCCCUUCCACAUUUUAUCUUCACAACAACCUUGCAAAGGUAAGACCUAAUGAGAGGGACUAGCCCAAGGUCACCCAUGAAAUUUGGCAACCUCUGUAGAUCAGGAAUGGCAGGUUUGUUUGUUUGUUUUGUAAAAUUUAUAUACCACUUGAUUGUAGAAAAAAACUCAAAGCGGUUUACAGAAAAGAUAAAACAAUAAAAAACUUUAAAAACUUGCAACCUUAAUUUAAAGCAGACAGUGAAAGCGAGAAUAGACUCAAAUUAAAAACUCACACAAACUUUCUAAACAUCUGGGUAGAUUUGUCUAAAUAAGAAUGUCUUGAGCAGGCACCAAGACGAAGUCAGGGAUGGAUGGUUAUCUUAACUGAGUUGCACAAAUGUCGGUGCAGACCACCUUCUACUUCUUAUUUCAGUUCAUGGCAAUUCAGAGCAUGUCACUUCUAUAUCAGAAAUGACACAGGAAGUGGUUCCUCCCCCCCCCAUGGGGAUUCAGUGCUGAUGGGGAACAAUGACAUGGUCAAGCCCAGGGUUGCUGCCCUUCAGAAAUCUGGGGAAGCGGAGGUGUGGUGAUGCUGGAGAACCACUUCUUCAUACGCCACAUUCACAAAGGUGGCUUAAAGCUUAAAAACAUUUUUCCUGGAACAUCUGAAGCCACCCUGUUAACUACAGGAGAGCGUGUGGAUUGUAAUUUGGGUUAUUCACCCUUUUCUAGUAGUUUUGGGGAACAGGCACAUCAGAACAGCAUAGCAGUGCUUUUUGUGGAUGUUGGGUAGUGGAGAAACUUGACGUUUCACUUGAAAACCUGUUUCCCCCCUGCUACCAUUCUAGAGCUGAGGAUUAUCUUUGGCCUGCCAAGAAACUUGUGAUGCCUCCAGUUCCACUUUCCUACGUUUGGGGCCUUUGCAGCCAUGGCUGGCCUAUUUCAUGCUCUCCCAGCCUCUCUGGAGCUGGCUUUUGAGCAGAGCUGCUUGGCUGUCUUCCACCACCUGACGUGGGAAGGGACGUAGGGUCAAGAGUGCACCCAGGAAGAAGAGGGGUGUGUGCCAGUUGAUUUCUUAUUCAAAAGGCAUCGGAGCUGAAUGCUCCUUUAGCAGCACCCUCCCAGAUGAUCACACGGAUCCAGGAGCAGCUGGCAGGCUACUGGAUGUGCGAGGCCCAGCAGCCCGUGCUGCAGUCAGCUCAGUAAGUGAAUAACAAUGAAUGGGGAGCUGGAGGUUGCUUCAGAAGCGCACUGGGAUAUUUUAUUAAUGCCAGAGGCUUCAAGGUUUAGAGGGAGGUGAGCGAUGCUCCCCACAGAAGAGCGGAGAUGGGCAUUGCCAGGCCAAGCCCGUUUGCCUCCCAUGUACGUUUUGCUCUGGGCAUCAGUUGGGCUGCCAAGACCAGCUGCCAGGAGGGCUCCUGCACCUGUAAAUAAUGGCACUGAAGAAAUUGCACCAGAUGCAACUUCCCCCGCUGGCCUCCCCCCGGCCACGUUUCACAUCUGCUGAAAUUCUUCCUUCCCCCAGUGCAAUGCUUAGGGCAGAAGUUAGGCAUCAUACUUGAUCCAGGGCUGCCAUGGAAAAUGGCAGCCCCACCUCAAGUUCUCACACACCCAUAUUAUGAUGCAAGCAUGUUGUGCAUUUCCCUGUUCCAUGCUGCCACACACAGUGGGGGAGAUGGGUGGAGAAAUAUAUAGCACGAUGAUAUUGCAAUGUGGAUGCAUGUGUCUGAACAUUAUGGAGAUAAGAAAGCAAGCUUUUGGGGUGGGGAGGGGCAAGGCUGAUCGGUUGGGUCCUAAGCUGGCCCUGCUUCCAUCAUCUAAUAACAUUGGGGCUGAUAUGGGCCCAGUGAUUUUGCCAGCUCCAGCCUAGGGCAGUGAUUUGCCUGCACCCCUACCUUCCACCCUGGCUGACAAGCUGAGCAAGUCUGCAGACAGGGCAGUAAAGCCACAUCGGUGCAAUCAGGGUUAGGAUUGCACUAAAGCCAUCAGUAAAGGGAGCCAUUCUAUGUUAAGUGUUGUAUGAAGGAAGUGCAUUCUUUUUGUCUGAAUCGGCCACCAAUCAAUUCAGUUGGGUAACCUGGAGUUCUUCUAUUAUGUUCAAUAAAUAAGAAACUCUCUCCACUUUUUCCUCCUCACACAUAAUUUUGUGAGCCUCUGCUGUCCCCAGACACCAGCUCCCUCAGCCUGAAAGUGGAGAUGAGCGUUGCACCCCUUAGUCGAAUUUGACUGGACCAUCCAGGGGUCCUUUACCUUUUUACCUCUUACACCUCAUUGCCUUUCUUCAUCCAUGUUUCAUCAAACAAAACAUCAAAACACAUUGCCAUUUCUUUGAAGGAAAUGUGCUCCAACCUGUUAAUCAUUUUCACUGCCUUUUGAUACACUUUCCCCAGCAAAUAUAUAUAUAUAAAGAGACAGAGACAGAGAGAGGAAAUGUGGUUUACCCCUCACAGAGCUACAGUCACCAGUACCUAUUACAAACCACAUUGUCUUUGCACAGCCUAAGUAUAUGCAAUUAAAAUAAUCAAAUAUUCCUCCUUGCCUACAUGCCUGUUUUUCAAUAUAGUGCUUUCUUUACCCAUUUCCUCUGCUGUCCCCAUAUAUAUCUCCCUUUCUAGAUUUUAAGCCCUUUGGAAGCAGGGGCUUUUCAAAACCUGUUCUUGGUUAAGUGGCAUGCACAUUUAUAUCAUAGUAUUAUAUAAAUAAGAACAAUUAUUUCACAUUUGAGUUAUUUCAGAACUCUCUGGUGGAUGCUGUCAAUACUGUGUUGUUGAUUUUGUUUAAAAAAUAAUGUGAAUCAGCGGAAGGACUUAAUCUCUUGUCGCUUCCUCUUUCCUGCCCAGAAAAAGUGUGUUUAGGUGUCUGUCCAACAUCUUCCCAUGAAGACCAACACAAAGAAUGCAUUCAGUUUCAUCCUCCUCCAGUAAUUCCUUUCACAUCUUUGUCCUCUUAACGGCCUGACUGCCUCCUGGCUAGUUUCACGCUUCUGAUGCGUUUAAAGAUGUUUUAAUCAUUGACAUAUUGUUUUUAACAAUAUGGUGCACUAAUACUUUUUUUUUUUUUUUGCUUGCUUGCCUUAUUGUCAACUUAAAUUUGUUUUUUUCCAGAGAGUUUCUUUUAUUCUCAUUGGGCAAGACCUGCUUUUUAAAAGAAGCCUUCUUGUCUUUUAAAGCUUCCUUGACUCUGCUCAUUAAUUCUGCUGGCAUUCUGUCGGACUUAUUAGUCACUCUCAUGUUCUGUGGUAUACAUUCUAACUGAGCUUCUAUUGUUGUGGUUUUAAAUAACUCCCUGAAGGGAUUUGACCCUCUUGACUCUCUAAUUCAACCUCCUCCUGUUUAAUCUCCUUUUUUAAAAAAAAGUUUUCUCUUUUAAAAUUAAAUAUAACUGUUGGAUUUCCUGGACAACUUUCUCCUCAUAACCAUAUCUGUUACAUUUGAUUGCACUGUGUUCAGUCUUCCCAGUCAGUCUGAUAUGCCCAGUGUCACCUCCCCUACAGUCCGUUCUAUGACUAAGGCUCCUCAGGUUUGAGGAGGGAACUAAAGACAAUUUUGACUGCCUUAGGUCACAUAACAUCUGCACCAUCCAUUUAAAGUACUGUCGUACUUUGGUUUUUGAACAGCUUAGUUCUCGAACGUUUUGGCUCCCAAACGCUGCAAACCUGGUAGUGACUGUUCUGUUUGCGAACUAUUUUUGGAAGUUGAAUGUCCGAAGGGGGUUCUGAUUGGCUGCUGGAGCUUCCUGCAGACAAUCAGAAGCCGUGAUUUGGUUUCCGAAUGUUUUGGAAGUCGAACGGACUUCCGGAACAGAUUCCGUUAGACUUCUAAGGUACAACUGCAAUCCACUUUUAGAGUCAUGGUUUCCCCCAAAGAAUCCUAGGAACUGUAGCUUGUUAAGGGUGCUGAAAGACCCCAGGAGACCUUAAUAAGCUACAGUUUCCAGAAAUCUCUGGGAGAAGCCACAACUCUUAAGUGAUAUAAGUGAGUUUUAAAUGCAUGGUGUGGAUAUAACCCCCUUCAUGGAUCACUGCCUUGCCGUGGCGAAGGGGCUUGAAUAACUCGGAGAAGCUAUGAGCUAUGCCGUGCAGGGCCACCCAAGAUGGACAGGUCAUAGUGGAGAGUUUUGACCAAACGUGAUCCACCUGGAGCAGGAACCGGCAAGCCACUCCAGUAUCCCUGCCAAGAAAACUCUAUGGACAAAGACAAAAGGCAUAUAAAAGUUAUGACCCUGGAAGAUGUGCCCCUCAGGUCGGAAGGCGUCCAACAUGCUACUGAGGAAGAGCGGAGGACAAGUACAGUGGUACCUCGCAAGACGAAUGCCUCGCAAGACAAAAAACUCACUAGACGAAAGGGUUUUUUGUUUUUUGAGCUGCUUCGCAAGACGAUUUUCCCUAUGGGCUUGCUUCGCAAGACGGAAACGUCUUGCAAGUUUGUUUCCUUUUUCUUAACACCGUUAAUACAGUUGUGACUUGACUUCGAGGAGCAACUCAUAGAACGCGGUGUGGUAGCCUUUUUUGAGGGUUUUAAAGACUUUGGUGAUUUUUGAAGCUUUUCCAAAAUCACAAGAUGACAAAAUCACAAGAUGACAAAACUCGCGGAACGAAUUAAUUUCAUCUUGCGAGGCACCACUGUACAAGUAGAUUCAGAGCUGAUGAAGCGGCUGGGCCAAAGCCGAAAGGACGCUCAGUUGCGGAUAUGCCUGGAAGCGAAAGGAAAGUCCAAUGCUGUAAAGAAAAAUAUUGCAUAGGAACCUGGAAUGUAAGAACCAUGAACCUUGGUAAGUUGGAUGUGGUCAAAAAUGAGAUAGCAAGAAUAAAUAUUGACAUCCUGGGCAUCAGUGAACUAAAAUGGACGGGAAUGGGCGAAUUCAGUUCGGAUGACCAUCAUAUCUACUACUGUGCGCAAGAAUCCCGUAAAAGAAAUGGAGUGGCCCUCAUAGUCAACAAAAGAGUGGCAAAAGCUGUAUUGGGAUGCAAUCUCAAAAAUGAUAGAAUGAUCUCGAUACGAAUCCAAGGCAGACCUUUUAACAUCACAGUAAUCCAAGUUUAUGCACCAACCACUGGUGCUGAAGAAACUGAAAUUGACCAAUUCUAUGAAGACUUACAACACCUUAUAGAAUUGACACCAAAGAAGGAUGUUCUUCUCAUUAUAGGGGAUUGGAAUGCUAAAGUAGGGAGUCAAGAGAUAAAAAGAACAACUGGCAAGUUUGGCCUUGGAGUUCAAAACGAAGCAGGGCAAAGGCUAAUAGAGUUCUGCCAAGAGAACAAGCUGGUCAUCACAAACACUCUUUUCCAACAACACAAGAGACGACUCUACACAUGGACAUCACCAGAUGGGCACCAUCGAAAUCAGAUUGAUUAUAUUCUCUGCAGCCAAAGAUGGAGAAGCUCUAUACAGUCAGCAAAAACAAGACCUGGAGCUGACUGUGGCUCAGAUCAUCAGCUUCUUAUAGCAAAAUUCAAGCUUAAACUGAAGAAAGUAGGAAAAACCACUGGGCCGGUAAGAUACAAUCUAAGUCAAAUCCCUUAUGAAUACACAGUGGAAGUGAGAAACAGGUUUAAGGAUUUAGAUUUGGUGGACAGAGUGCCUGAAGAACUAUGGAUGGAGGCUCGUAACAUUAUACAGGAGGCAGCAACGAAAACCAUCCCAAUGAAAAGGAAAUGCAAGAAAGCAAAGUGGCUGUCCAAUGAGGCCUUACAAAUAGCGGAGGAGAGAAGGCAAGCAAAAUGCGAGGGAGAUAGUGAAAGAUACAGGAAAUUGAAUGCAGACUUCCAAAAAUAACAAGGAGAGACAAGAAGGCCUUCUUAAACGAGCAAUGCAAAGAAAUAGAGGAAAACAACAGAAUGGGAAGAACCAGAGAUCUGUUCAAGAAAAUUGGAGAUAUGAAAGGGACAUUUCGUACAAAGAUUACCAUAAUAAAGGACAAAAGUAGUAAGGACCUAACAGACACAGAAGACAUCAAGAAGAGGUGGCAAGAAUACACAGAGGAAUUAUACUAGAAAGAUAUGGAUGGCGCGUACACUCCAGGUAGUGUGGUUGCUGACCUUGAGCCAGACAUCCUGGAGAGUGGAGUCAAAUGGGCCUUAGAAAGCACUGCAAAUAACAAAGCCAGUGGAAGUGAUGGUAUUCCAGCUGAACUACUUAAAAUUUUAAAAGAUGAUGCUGUUAAGGUGCUACACUCAAUAUGUCAGCAAGUUUGGAAACUCAGCAGUGGCCAGAGGAUUGGAGAAGAUCAGUCUACAUCCCAAUCCCAAAGAAGGGCAGUGCCAAAGAAUGCUCCAACUACUGCACAAUUGCACUCAUUUCACAUGCUAGCAAGGUUAUGCUUAAAAUUCUACAAGGAAGGCUCAAGCAGUAUGUGGACCGAGAACUCCCAGAAGUGCAAGCUGGAUUUAGAAGAGGCAGAGGAACCAGAGACCAAAUUGCAAAUAUGCACUGGAUUAUGGAGAAAGCUAGAGAGUUCCAGAAAGACAUCUACUUCUGCUUCAUUGACUAUGCAAAAGCCUUUGACUGUGUUGACCACAGCAAACUAUGGCAAGUUCUUAAAGAAAUGGGAGUGCCUGAUCACCUCAUCUGUCUCCUGAGAAAUCUCUAUGUGGGACAAGAAGCUACAGUUAGAACUGGAUAUGGAACAACUGAUUGGUUCAAAAUUGGGAAAGGAGUACGGCAAGGCUGUAUAUUGUCUCCUGCUUAUUUAACUUAUAUGCAGAAUUCAUCAUGCGAAAGGCUGGGCUGGAUGAAUCCCAAGCCGGAAUUAAGAUUGCCGGAAGAAAUAUCAACAACCUCAGAUAUGCAGAUGACACAACCUUGAUGGCAGAAAGUGAGGAGGAAUUAAAGAACCUUUUAAUGAGGGUGAAAGAGAAGAGCGCAAAAUAUGGUCUGAAGCUCAACAUCAAAAAAACGAAGAUCAUGGCCACUGGUCCCAUUACCUCCUGGCAAAUAGAAGGGGAAGAAAUGGAGGCAGUGAGAGAUUUUACUUUCUUGGGCUCCAUGAUCACUGCAGAUGGUGACAGCAGUCACGAAAUUAAAAGACGCCCUCUCCUUGGGAGAAAGGUGAUGGCAAACCUAGACAGCAUCUUAAAAAGCAGAGACAUCACCUUGCCAACAAAGGUCCGUAUAGUUAGAGCCAUGGUUUUCCCAGUAGUGAUGUAUGGAAGUGAGAGCUGGACUAUAAAGAAGGCUGGUCGCCGAAUAAUUGAUGCUUUUGAAUUAUGGUGCUGGAGGAGACUCUUGAGAGUCCCAUGGACUGCAAGAAGAUCAAAUGCAUCCAUUCUUAAGGAAAUUAGCCCUGAGUGCUCACUGGAAGGACAGAUCGUGAAGCUGAGGCUCCAAUACUUUGGCCACCUCAUGAGAAGAGAAGACUCCCUGGAAAAGACCCUGAUGUUGGGAAAGAUUGAGGGCACAAGGAGAAGGGGACGACAGAGGACGAGAUGGUUGGACAGUGUUCUCGAAGCUACAAACAUAAGUCUGACCAAACUGUGGGAGACAGUGGAAGACAGAAGUGCCUGGCGUGCUCUGGUCCAUGGGGUCACGAAGAGUUGGACACGACUAAACAACAACAAGUGGAUAUAACCUUAUUCAAAACCCUGCCAGGUUCUCAGCAGCAGGGAAGAAGGGAGAUUGGAAAAGCACUCUUGUGUUCCAUCCUUUUGCCUGACUUUUUAAAACAACUUCCCUCCCAUUAGAAAUAUGGGGGUGGUUUUGCAGGUGAGGCUGAGAAGACUAUGAAUCUUUCGGAACAUACCUUUUGCUGGUCCUCUCUGCCAGACCCUUCAACUGAUGUUGAAGCUGGUAUGUCAAUAGGGUCAGUGUCCUGGAUGUUUCCAUGUUGGUAGGGAAUCUGAGAAUCUGACAUCUGAUCUCCCUUUCUGACACAGAGCUCUUUUAUGGCGGAAGAAGAUCUGAUGCAUUCCCCUUAGGAUGCCCUCCUAUGGGACAUAGGAUUGCAGUGUGUUCUAAGGCUUUGUCAUAUUUACAAAUGUUAUGACUUGUAUGUGCAUUUGCAUCCAUUCCACAUACGGAAAGUUAAAACCACCCAGUAUUCCAACCUUUUCCUCCUUUGGCUACCUCUCUUGAUUUCUUUCUCCAUCAAAGAUCUCUCCCAGAGCUUGCUCAGAGUUGUAUGUUUACUCUCCAACACCAAAUUAUUUUAUAGACCCUAAAGUUUCCACACACAGUGAUUCAGUGGAAGAGUUUAUUCCUCUUACGUUUUCUAGUUUAGUGUUAAAGUGCCCUCUUUAACGCAUAGAGGAACAUCACUCCCAAUAUCCCCCUCCUCAUUUUUUCUGCAUCCUGGGUCAUCUGGUUUCCCUCCACUUCCCCCAUCUUGCCCUGGAAGCCUCCAGCUAGCAUUGUUUCAUAAACAGAACAUUAUGUCCCUCUCCAUACAUCAUUUUCAUGUGCAAUUUUCACCCACAACUCUUUGGUCUCGCCGGCUGUCAUUUCUUCCUGUAUGCCCUUUGCCAAGAUCUAUCUCUCCCUUACUUCCAUGACCUAAAAUAUUGACACCAUUACCCUCAAGGGACAAGUAACAUCCUGAACCAGAUGGUCCCCCACCUCCUGGCAGCUUCCUUUCAGAUAUCUUUCUAGAAGAUGCUCUGCAGCCUUUUGGAUAUGAAAACACCAGCAGUCUGGUUCCAUUGCUGUUCAGGCAGAACCUGCCUCUCUUGUGCAGGCUCAGUCUCUCCCCAGAAGUUCCCUAGUGCCUAACAAAUCUAAACCUUUCCCCCCAAUGCCACUGCCUCAUCCAUGCAUUGAGACCCCGCAUGUAAUUCUCCAGCUGUUAAGGGGAGAUAAAUCCACCUUGGGCUUUCGGGACAGGGGAUGAUGGAGGAGGGGUGUGUGAGGAGCGGAGAGACUCAUCCAUAUUUAUCAAACGCAAUCGCAGAUUUGGCAAAUCCCAUCCCAAUCGCCCCAGCUCUUAUUUUGCAUUAUUAAAUAUUCAUGCAAGCUGGUUGACAAUGUGGGGUUUGCACAUUUUUGCCACUGAAUCAUUUAUGUACAAAUCAGGGGAAACACAGAACCCUGCAAAAAAGGAAAAAAAGGUGACUCAUUGGAAAAGGUUCAGAAAAGGGCAGCCCCGAUGAUCAAGGGGAUCUCUCCUAUGAAGAAAGGUUGCAGCAUUUGGGACUUUUUAGCUUGGAGAAAAGUCGAGCAAGAGGCAACAUGAAUGAAGCUUGUAAAAUUAUGCAUGGCGCUGAGUAGCUGGGUAGAGGAACAUUUCCUCCCUUAUGACACUAGGACUUGUGGACAUCAAAUGAAGCUGCAUGGUGGAAGAUUUGUGACAGAUAAACUCUCUCCUGCAGGAGGCAAUGGUGACAACCAACGUAUAUGGCUUUAAAAGAGGGCUGGACAAGUUCAUGGAGGAGGGGGCUGUCAAAGGUUACUACCCAUGAUGGCUGUGCUGAGCCUCCACAGUUUGAAGCAGCAAUGCUUCUGAAUACUAGUUGAUGGGAACCAUAGGAAAGGAGACUGCUGCCAUGUCCAUCUUACAGGCUUGCCACAGACAUCUGAGUAGCCGCUGUGAGAACAGGAUGCUGGAGUAGAGGGAUCACUGGCCUGAGCCAGCAGGCUAUUUUUAUGUUCUUACUUUAAACUGUAAUCCACCUGGUUGUGGCCUUUUGCAAGAAAGUUUGUAAGCAGGGACAGUGCACCUCCUGAACCUUCCAUAUUGGGAGCCAUGCACAGCCUCCACUCUGUAACUUGUGUUCACUUUCCUUCUAUAGAAACUAACAUUUUAUGAGGCAGCACUUUGAAAAGCUCACAGAACAGAAUGAGGGCAGCGUUUCUACUUCAUCCUGGAACCAUCCCCAUAAUGGGGAAUUAAGGUUUCUCUUAGGGCAGGUCUGAUAGAAAUGUUAAUGCCCAUACCAAAAAAAUCAAUCGGGUUUCUACUGAACUCUGCAAAAAAUUUGAAUGUGACUUCUACUUUUCUUUCUUUCCUGUGGAAAAAUUCAUACUAAUCUAGUCCUCUGGGGAAAACACUUGCUCCCUCCUCCUUUUCCACAGCUCCCAAACUCUUGCAUAUCAUUCUCCAACCCAAAGGAAAAAGCUGAGGGUGAGAUUAAGGAGUAAAAUCCGGAGCAAAUGUGCUUAAAGCUGUUACGAUCUGCCACCUGCGAGUGUGGCACAUGUCAGUGGGACUUAACAGGAUAAUGGCAAGCUGAUUAGGCACAGGUCGGUGCGUGGGCCACCUUCCACUGCACCUUCAUACACAGCUGAACAUCCAGAAUUCACAAGGAGCUGGGAAAGAUAGGAAUUGCUUAGCCGGUUUUGUCUGUGCUCUUGAGCCGAGGCUCACAAAUAAUUAACAAUAAUAAUAAUAAUUUAUUAUUUAUACCCCACUCAUCUGACUGGGCUUCCCCAGCCCAGCCUCCUUUUUGGAAGCUCCUUUUGUUGGGCUUCCAACAAAAUAUUAAAAUACCAUAAUGCAUCAUACAUUAAAAGCUUCCCUAAGCAGGGCUGCCUUCAGAUGUCUUCUAAAAGUCUGGUAGUUGUUCUCUUUGACAUCUGGUGGGAAGGCAUUCCACAGGGCGGGUGCCAGUACCAAGAAGGCCCUCUGCCUGGUUCCCUGUAACUUGGCUUCUCACAGUGAGGGAACCGCCAGAAGGCCCUCGGUGCUGGACCUCAGUGUCUGGGUAGAACGAUGGGGGUGGAGACACUCCUUCAGAUAUACUGGACACAAAGUGUCCGUCAAACCUCUGUCACAUCUCAGCGCACCCAUUCAUGUGUUCCACGGUCAUGUUUGAAUGUCACUUGUGUCACACGUCUGGGCUCAUAAAGCUGAACAUCCAAAGAGCCUACAGGUGUCCGGCUGUUUGUAGUGAACAGGAGGAGGGAGCUGGCCCCAUAGAACAAGAAUGGGACCUAGCUACAUGUUACAUCAGGAGUAAGGAACCUGUUUCAAACGGAGAGCUGUGUUCUCUUCCAGGCAGCCUUCCGAGGAUCACAUGUCAGCGGUGUCCACAACAAAUUAACAGGAGGCUAGUUUUUACACGUACACAGCCCUUGGUAUCUUCCAUUCAGACAAGCAAAAGGCCUUAGCAGAAUUCAAGGCCACAGCAGUCCAGCCAGGCAAAAACAGUCUGGGUUUGUGAAGCAGGAUCAGUGAGGGAGUGGGGCCUGAGGAGAGGUCUUAGUGCCACAGCACUCUGCAUUUGGGCCUGAGGUGCCCUACCCCCAUGCUGUGCUAGUGAUGCACUUGGCAAGCAAGUUGUGGCCUUAAAAAAAUUAAAUACAAGACUUGAGGGCAGGGGAGAGGGCAUUGGGACACUUGUACCACAGCACACAGCCAAUUUUGUCAUUGAUGUAAUGUGACAUUAUGCCCUUUUUAAUUUUAAAUUUAGUCAAGUUUGAGGUGCAGUGUCAAUCAAAUGGUACAUCAGAAUUAAACCUUUGAGGUGGAACAUCAUGCCAUAAGAUCUAUGGCAUGUGGAAUUAACAUUUGAAGAGUUGUACUACUGAAUAUUUGCAUUCAAAGGCACAUACUCUGAUUUUGUUUUGCGAAACACUUGGUUUGGCUUUUGUUCAGUGGAGGGUAUCAAUGUUCCCCUUGAGCUCCCAGGAGCUCCCAGUUGGCUCAUGGAGCUGCCUGGCUGAGGUAGAAUGAUCUGAAAAACUGGGAAUGCAGAGAGAAAAGACAAUAGGUUGAUCGAGAGCAUUAUCUAUGCUGACUGCAACUUCUGUUAUCUCCUAGACUUGUUCACAUGUUACACUGGACACAGGUACAAGCUGUCUUUAGUACACAUGUACAAGGUUUUGUGUGAAAGACUGUUGCCUGAGGCAAACUAUAACUCCAAGAGGUUAUACAAUACAGUACAAUAUACCCAAUCCCUUUAUGGCUUCUUCUUCUCUAGGUCUCCUGA
Podarcis lilfordi (Lilford's wall lizard) is the source of this 29772-nucleotide messenger RNA. The record is from the annotation of a GenBank genome assembly. NCBI's taxonomy places the organism in Eukaryota, Metazoa, Chordata, Lepidosauria, Squamata, Lacertidae.